Molecule: messenger RNA, 916 nt
Organism: Suillus subaureus
Lineage: Eukaryota; Fungi; Basidiomycota; Agaricomycetes; Boletales; Suillaceae
Exons: 4
Coding region: 215-823 (202 amino acids)
Source: RefSeq, a predicted model, not a curated record
GGAUACUUCCGGAAAGCGGAGCACAUAGCUGCGCCGGGCCAUACAUUGCGCCCCUUGUUGGAUUUACGUGUUUGGAUUUUCAAACACCAACUGAACGGCGCUGUGAAACGGAUUUGAAGCCAGCGUUCCUUAAGAACAUCUUGACUUGGAGUUAUCUUCUAUAGCGGAUACUCUGAGUCGCUCGCGAUUAUCCAAGUUCGGAGGGGAGGACGAUAUGUCCUGCGGUAUUUCCUCGGAGAAUCCUAGGCUCGCAGUCGCUUGCCCUGACAAGGCCGCUGAGCAUGCUCCUCCAGGGAUGCGCUACCUGUGCCCCCGAACGCCCCACGUCAAUCCGCCACGUAUCUCUCCGCAUCGAUUGUUUGGUCAAUUAACUCGUUGUAUUUCAUCUAAUGACGGCUGGGGUUAUUUUUGUCGUCUCCUCGUCUGGGAUCCGUUCUAUUUGCAGUUGUUAGCAGUACACCACAUACCCAUGGUAUUCCUAUUGACCGGCACUGAGGUCCGAAUAAUCGACCCUAUUCCUGGAAAUCUACUCUUAACUCGCUCGGAUUGCUUGUCUUCGAAUCUGCAGGGGACGGCGCGACUUCGGGCCGGUCAUCCUGCUUCUCUUGCUUCUCGUCGUGCGAAUCCGUACUGGCCGAGCUCCAGAUCUUCCGAACAUCAGUACUUGGUCGACAGCAUGCAGUCGUCAGUGAGGUUCCCACAAUGUCGUGUACCAUGCUGUUCUGUCAACCCCCAACAACUUCUUUACCUUGCCGGACCUAUUUUACUAACGCCGGCCGAACCCCUGAGCAUCAGUGCGACUGCUCCGCCAUUCUGCCGGUGAAAAGCUCCUAUGGUCCGCGGUGGUGUUCCAGUUGAUAAAUUCCCUCGCCGUACUUGCAAAAUUUAAUUCCAGUAUCUCCGAUUUACUGCCGUC